Messenger RNA from Suillus paluster, 1466 nucleotides. RefSeq lists its product as uncharacterized. The transcript is spliced from 4 exons. Lineage: Eukaryota; Fungi; Basidiomycota; Agaricomycetes; Boletales; Suillaceae. Bases 406 to 1377 code for a protein of 323 amino acids. The record is from RefSeq and is a predicted model, not a curated record.
AUGGCACAGGCCUCUUCAUGUCUCAGGUUCGUGGGCCGUGGAGACCUUUCAUAGCACGGCGACCUUGUCCAUACAGAGGGUGUCUACGGUUUGUAUGAGCUUCGGUUCAUGCACCGUCUCAAUAUUUUCCUGUCCCACCACGGCCACUCUGGCUGGGUGGGCCUUUCUUUUGGCUCCUUUGGCGUCCUAACCCUAACCCUAGUGCAUUAUCAGAAGAGGAAAGAUCGCCGGUAGUGGGAUCGACUUCAAUCAUUCAUCUCAAGUCUCUCAGGAACUUAACGUGCCAAUCUACUGAACUUUGUUGUUGAAUCAAUGUUAGAUGACGUACCUACACGUGUUCGUUGAAAAUCACAUAAAAGCCUUGACAUAUAGGCGCCAUGUCUCUACUCUGCUUUCAUCUGAACGAUGGAAGCCUUCGACGUCGGUUUCACUCAAUCACCCAUCAAUGCGAACUCACCCCACAUACAUCGGCUACCGGUGGAACUUCUACAGCACAUAUUCUUGCUCAUCGUCAACAUGUCGGACUGUCCUAGCAUUUUCUCGUAUGGAGAUACCACUAUCUCCGCAAAUGUUACCAGACCUCCCCUACUCUUCACUCGUGUGUGCCAUUUUUGGCGAGUUGUUGCACAUUCAACGACAGUGAUCUGGUCGCGCAUCAAGGUCACCCUUUCAGGGCGAGUAGAACCAUUGAAGCCGUUUCUUCCAUCUCUCCUCCAGUCGUGGCUCGCCCACUCUGACAGUCAGCCUCUCACCCUUCACAUCAUAUCCGGAGAGCUACCCGUACGCGUCGCACACUCCUCAGGUGCAGAUUCUCAACUCCUCGAAAUCCUUGUUUCUGAGAGCAAGCGCUGGGAAUCGGUGGCUCUCACGUCAUCCAUGGAAGACUGGAGUCGUGAUGUGUACACACCUCAGUUGAGAGCCUUGCGGUGUCGCUGCGUGGAAUUCAGACCUACCCCCACCUGCAACAAUCUACGCCGUCUCCACCUCCAGAUCGGUUCUGCUCACGUCAUACACGCCAGUUUGACUAUUUUCUCUCACCUGAAAACCAUUACGGUGGACAUGAUUCUAACGAAUGGUCGUACUCCAAGCUAUUGCGAGUCAAUUACGCAUCCUUGCCUUGAAUCGAUCACUCUCCCCCUCUACUCGAAUUCUUAUCAAACACACGAACUUAAAUUGACGCUCAUUGCAGAACCAGGAGAAUGGCAAGUUGCUUGUAUUAUGGAGGCGCUGGCAGGAGCGUCUUGCGACAUACGGGUGAUAGACUUUCAUACGGCCACACCGCUGGGAAAAGUUGACAUGGAUAUUAUUGAGCCGUUGUUUUCGGUUGUGAAGGAGGUCACUAUCGAGGGGCAAGUGCUGCGUCGCUCUGUCAGGUAAUAGUGUCCUUUGCUCGUAAUAUGGUAGGAAAGCGUACACAUGUUACAGUGAUGAACGCGAUAUAUAUACAACAUUAAUAUUACUGUGUU